AUGUCAAUCAAACCAGACUCCGUGCCCGCUUCCAUUAAAAAAGAUAUCAAUGUCACGCCCUUCAUUGCAAGGGCUACAGAGCUUCAGUCAGUCAAUCCUGUCGUGAGUUAUUACUGCAAGAUCUACGUUCUUGAGCAUAUCCUCUCGAACAAGCUCCACACUACUGAUAAGGAAGUGGAGGCUUUCACCAUAGCCUUGCUAGAAGAUACAGAGCUGAUUAAGAAUUCGACAGAGGACGAGGACCUUCACAAGAUCCUCACAAAUCGACAAUUGUCAUUGAAUGUGCUGUUUGCCUUCGUAUUCAAAUUGUUUCUUAGCACCCUCGAGGGCGUGUCCAAUUAUGACGGCAUUAACAAGAUUCCACUUGCUAGCAAGUUGAGAGCGUCCAUCAAUUUUAUGACCUCCCUAAAGGUCUUCACAGGAGAAAGUGACGAUUCACUUGACUUCGCUGAGACUACUGGUAGCAAGUGUAAAGACAGAGAAGAAUUCAUAACCUUCAUUAAAGAAAAAACCAAGGUGUUGAAAUAUCAAUUGAGUAAAUUGAUAAAAGAUGAGCUCCCAGUAAAGGGUGAAGAUGAGGAUCUUGCUAAGUUGGAGGAAGAGGAGGAUGAAGCAGCAAAGGUUGCUGACGAGGAUGACCAGACUCCUACUUUUCCAUCAAUUGUCGGUAAAGAGCCAUCAUCAGAGCCACAAGAAGUGGAUUCAAAGCUGCUUGAGUCAUCAUCGAAGUCGCCUGCUCCACAAAACUCUUCGGCUCAGGACGAGCCUGAUCUUCCUUUCAACCUUCCUGGCGCCCCAAAAUACGACCCAGAGAGUGAGACAAAUGCUGAUGAAGAAGAGGUCAAGUUGCCAGGUGCUCCAAAAUUCUUGCCUGAUGAUGACCUAUCUCAUAUCAACAAGGACUCGUCAAUAAAGGUAUUCCCUCCGGAGCCUACUGAGGAGCGCGAGGAAGAGAAAGUCACACCAAAACCAGCGAGCCGGUCAGGCUCAACGAAUAGUGUCAAGCACCACAAGCCCAUUACGAAGGAGAAUCUCAAAACCAUCUUGGAUACUGGAGAGCAAAUAACGCAAGCUCAGAAGCAUGCCAAGUUUGCAAUUUCAGCUCUCAAUUACGAGGACAUCGAGACUGCUGAGAAGGAGCUUCUUCAAGGGCUCGAAGGGAAAGAGAUCAAGGAUCUUGUUGAGAUAGAUCUCGAGGAGAACGCACCAAAGUCUUCCCAAAAUGAAUCCUCUGACAGUCUCUGGUUUACUUUCUCGAGUCUAUUCGGUAACUCGCGGGCGAAAGGCGGAGACGUUUCGAAGAAAGCGGAUUCUAGUCCCGAUAGUGUCACAGAUUACGGUGCCAGCCCGUACUUGGUUCCUUACCCAAAACACGAUCUCUCCUCAAUCGAAGAAAGCAAUGCCACUGGUAACUGCAAUGAGCAAGAUCCAUUAGACAACAGCAGUUUGCAGUUCUACCCUAACCUAACUCCGCCGAUUGCAGCACAUAUGAAGAAUGAGCACCUAAGUGUCACAUUACCAGCCCCCACAUUAUUUGAGCCAGUGAAUGAGAAAUUCCUCUUAGAAGGAAGCUCCGAUGGGCCUUGUGAGGGAAGCUUGUUGUCACAUUCCGUCACUCCUCACCGGGCUCCAAAAUCGUUGAGAACCGAUGCGAUCAAGGCUCCGCAAAAAGCCCUCCUCAAGUUCAGUUCGGAUACAUCAAAAGAGAUCGAAUUAUCCCAGGAUCGAAUGAUUCGCCAGACUCAUAUCAAACAUCGUCUUGAAUACUUGUUUGAGGAUGACUUUAUACUAAAGGACAAGGGGCUCCGAUUGAGCAUAAACAAGAACAACGGGGGCAUAACCCUUGCCGCUUUGUUGAAAGACUCGAGGCUCGGGCAACUUUGCCAGAGUGAUGCCAAUAACUUUUGA
Candidozyma pseudohaemuli is the source of this 1908-nucleotide messenger RNA. RefSeq lists its product as uncharacterized. Bases 1 to 1908 code for a protein of 635 amino acids. The record is from RefSeq and is a predicted model, not a curated record. The transcript is spliced from 3 exons. NCBI's taxonomy places the organism in Eukaryota, Fungi, Ascomycota, Pichiomycetes, Serinales, Metschnikowiaceae. Gene Ontology annotation, biological process: late endosome to vacuole transport via multivesicular body sorting pathway. Gene Ontology annotation, cellular component: multivesicular body.